AUGUCACUCGAUCCGACUAGAGCGCUGCCCUCGCUCAAGCCUUUUGCCCUCACGCACAUCCUAUACGACCCGCUGCACCCACUCUCCAUCCCGCUCACCUUGCUCUCCCUCACACCAAUCUUCCUCUUCGUCGCGUACUUUACGCUCGCAGUCUUCACUCGCCGAUUGACGAUCCUUCUACUCGCUCUAGGCUCGGUAGCGAAUGAAGCACUCAGCUUGAUCCUCAAGCGAUGGUGGAAAGGGGACAGGCCAUACAAGGGGCUGCUGGGGCUGGGGGAUGUGGGCGAGGGAUAUGGGAUGCCGAGCAGUCAUGCCCAAGCGGCGGGCUUCUUGGUUGCUUGGGGGAUGGGAUAUGCGCUGAGCAUGGAGAAGCGGAGGGACAUGGAGGCGAGAAAGACUGGGAGGGCGGUAGAUACAAGGCCAGGGGUACAGACGGUCAGGACGAUCCGCACGGCGGUUUGCCUGUUUGGGCUGGUUCUGUGGUCUCUCCUGGUCGCUUAUUCUCGGUAUCACCUGCACUACCACUCUGCGUAUCAAAUAACGGUCGGCUACCUCGUUGGCCUCAUCGCCGGGGCAGCACACUUUGCUAUAACCGAACACGUCCCGCUGCACUACCCUGCCUCGAUACCAGGGAGGAUCCGGGGUGGUAUCGAGUGGGUUUGGACCGGUAUAGGUGGUGUAGGCGGGUGGCAGUUGGGGGAUGCGCCUGGAGGCUGGGGAGAGGGACCCUUAUUCCUAUCCGGAGCUGACAGGUCAAGUACAGCCGGCAAGAAGAGGUCUUAG
Dioszegia hungarica is the source of this 783-nucleotide messenger RNA. RefSeq names its product putative pyrophosphatase. The record is from RefSeq and is a predicted model, not a curated record. The coding region runs from base 1 to 783 and encodes 260 amino acids. The transcript has 2 exons. Lineage: Eukaryota; Fungi; Basidiomycota; Tremellomycetes; Tremellales; Bulleribasidiaceae.